AUUGUCAAAUGUCACCAUUACAUUUUAAGAGUUAUUUUGAGCAAAUUUGGUUAGAGUUUUGUUAUUCGUAGUAGUUUUAUUAAAAGACUAUUACAAUUAUUAUAUUUAAAUAAAAUCUUAUAAUCUGAAUACAAAAUGCAUUGCAUUAGAUCCGUUUUAUCACAUCUACGGAGAUCACGGGAGAUAACACCCUGUAUUCAGCGUGUAAUAGAAACAAAAUCUGUAAUACACAAUACCCGGUUUUAUUCUAUUCGACAAGAAGACACAUCGGAUGAACUUGUAAACGCUAUAUGCAAAGGUGAUCAGGACCUAGAAAAAAAGUUGAGAAUACUCAUGCUUGAAGUGGAAGUUAUGCGACAAGAUGGUCGUUGUGCACCAGAUACAAUGAAUAUAGACCAUUGGACACAUUUACUAAACUUAACAAGUAAAAACCAAAGAUCUACUUAUCUAACUUACUUAUGGAAGAAUGAAAAAACAAGAGAAAAUAAAAAGGCCAAGAAAGAAGCUAAGAGAAAAGAAUUGGAUAGUAUUAUACCAGAACCAGAGAAAGAAUAUCCAGAUGAUCUUUUAUAUGGCAUUAAAUAUCAAUCAUUAUUUUUGAGAAUUCGUGACCAGUCCAUAAAUACAUUUGAUAACUACAGAGCAUUACAAGCGUUGAUGCAUGGACAACCAGUAAUAAUAGACUGCUCAUAUGAAGAACACAUGGUGUGGAGGGAAAUUGUUAAUGCUGCAAAACAAAUGACAUAUGUUUUUGGUGAUAACAGGACACACAAAGAUCCUUUCAAUUUAUAUAUGUGUAAUGUUAAUAUGAAAGGUGAAUUUAUGAAGCAGAUGAGAAAAAAUAUACCAUCAAUUGAAGAACCAUGGUUUCCAAUGAAUGUCUGCACACAAAGUUAUUUGGAUAUUUUUCCAAAAGAAAAGUUGGUAUACUUAACUCCACACUGUCGGCAAGAGUUAACAAAUUUUGACCAUGAUGAUGUAUACAUUGUGGGAUGUAUGGUGGAUAAGAUGAACAAUGAACCAAUUUCCUUAGCAAAAGCAAAAAAAGACAACAUAAGAAUGGCCAAAUUACCAUUGGACAGAUAUUUAGAAUGGGCGCCUGGUUCAAAGAAGAAUUUAAACAUAAAUCACAUGAUCCCAAUUCUUUUGGAUUUGAAGAGUACAGGUGACUGGGAAUAUGCACUGCGACACAUUCCAAGAAGAAAACUAAUGGAAACUAAAAUAUUAGCCAUGCAGAAAAAGUUAAAAAACAAUCCAAUGUUAGAAGACACAGUAUUUAAGAAUUUCAGAAAAAGUAAUUUAGGUCGCAAAUCAGAAUAUUUUCUAAAAGAUAGAAAGUCUAAAUCCAGAUCUUUGUAUAAUGAUGAUGUGCACUAAAAAUAAACAUGGUAUAAAUUUAAAA
Molecule: messenger RNA, 1402 nt
Organism: Manduca sexta (tobacco hornworm)
Lineage: Eukaryota; Metazoa; Arthropoda; Insecta; Lepidoptera; Sphingidae
Gene: rswl
Product: mitochondrial ribonuclease P protein 1 homolog
Exons: 5
Coding region: 136-1377 (413 amino acids)
Biological process (GO): mitochondrial tRNA 5'-end processing; positive regulation of mitochondrial translation
Cellular component (GO): mitochondrion; nucleus; nucleoplasm
Molecular function (GO): tRNA binding
Source: RefSeq, a predicted model, not a curated record